Prorocentrum cordatum is the source of this 330-nucleotide messenger RNA. The record is from the annotation of a GenBank genome assembly. NCBI's taxonomy places the organism in Eukaryota, Dinophyceae, Prorocentrales, Prorocentraceae.
AUGGAGCGGGACAUAUCGGACGCGCGAUGCUGUGGAGCACGGCGUUCGCCCGUUGGAUGCGAACAGGUCGUUGUGGACGUUUUCCACUUGCGCGUAUUGUGCUUUGCAGCAUACCGAUGGCCCCGAAUGCGGGAACUCGAUGUUGCCAUGUUUUGCAGGAGGAUGACGAGGAUAUUGAGCGACGGCAGCGACGGCAGCGACGGCAGCGACGGCAGCGACGCGACGAACGACGGCGACCGGCUACCCGCAAUCGCGGUGCAGCGCGCAGCGGACCGCUCUGUCUUGCAUGCCGAAGCGGCGAAUGUGCGCCCUCUUUCUGUGUUUUUUUAG